This is a messenger RNA of Toxorhynchites rutilus septentrionalis, 1832 nucleotides long. RefSeq names its product probable maltase. Bases 33 to 1775 code for a protein of 580 amino acids. Lineage: Eukaryota; Metazoa; Arthropoda; Insecta; Diptera; Culicidae. Gene Ontology annotation, biological process: carbohydrate metabolic process. The transcript is spliced from 3 exons. The record is from RefSeq and is a predicted model, not a curated record.
GAAAUAUGGGAAUUCAUUGAGACUAUUCGAAAAUGAACGGUUUCAUAGUCGGUUUACUCUUCCUGAUUGGAGUCGCGUUAGCGAAGGACCACUGGUGGCAACAUGCCAACUUUUAUCAAAUCUAUCCCCGAUCAUUUAAGGAUAGUGAUGGCGACGGCGUUGGCGACCUACGAGGGAUCAUGGAAAAGGUGGGAUAUCUAAAGCAUGACCUAGGAAUAGAUGCUAUCUGGCUGUCGCCGAUUUUCAAAUCUCCAAUGGCGGACUUCGGAUACGACAUAUCCAACUUCACGGAUAUUCACCCAGAGUUUGGAACCAUCGCCGACCUGGAGAAUCUAGCACAGGAAUGUAGAAAGCAGAAUCUUAAAUUGAUUCUUGAUUUCGUACCAAAUCAUAGCAGCGAUGAGCAUGAAUAUUUCAAAAAGUCCGAAGCACGUGAUCCAGACUACAAAGAUUACUACGUAUGGCACCCAGGGAAGAGACAAGCGGACGGAACACGAAAACCCCCGUCAAACUGGAUAAGUGAGUUUCGUGGUAGUGCGUGGGAAUUGAGUAGCAAGCGGGAUGAAUACUAUCUUCAUCAAUUUGUUAAAAAACAACCGGAUUUAAACUAUCGCAACCCAAAAGUAGUGGAAGAUAUGAAGAAUGUGCUACGAUUUUGGCUUGAUAAGGGUGUCGACGGAUUCCGGAUAGACGCGGUACCGUAUCUUUUCGAAAACGAUACUGUUAGUGGUGAAUAUCCCGAUGAACCAAUAUCGAAUAAAACAACUGAUCCAGAAAAUCCGAAGUAUCUCGAACACUACUACACACAAAACCAUGAGUUAACUUUCGACAUGGUUUUCCAGUGGCGAGCAGUAUUGGAUGAAUAUAAGGCCAAACAUGCUACGGACGAUCUCGUUCUGAUGGCCGAAGCAUAUACUCCACUGAAAAAUAUCGUUAGGCUGUUUGGAAACGACACACACGAAGGUGCUCAUAUUCCAUUCAACUUUGAAGUCCUCAGCAACACGUUUAAGUCAAGCACGGGCAAAGAUUUCUACGAUAAUAUUAAACGUUUUUGGGAUGCUCUUCCGGAGAAAUAUUUCGCAAACUGGGUGCUCGGCAAUCACGACAAUAAGCGUCUCGCUUCACGCUUGGGGGUGGCCCGUGCAGAUCUCUACAACAUUGCUCUAAACACUUUACCUCACAUCGCCGUGACAUAUAAUGGGGAGGAACUUGCUAUGGAGGACGUGUACAUUCCUUGGAAAGAUACCGUCGAUCCGGCUGCUUGCAACUCCAAUCCAACCAUCUUCAUGCAGUACUCUAGAGAUCCCGCUAGAACACCAUUCCAUUGGGAUGACAGCAUUAAUGCGGGAUUUUCCACAGCGCCGAAAACAUGGCUUCCGGUUUCCCCUUACUACAAACAGAACAAUUACAAGCUCCAGAAAACGGCUCCGAGGAGUCACGUGAAAAUAUUCAAAUCAUUGCUCCGGCUUCGUAAACAAAGAACUCUGCGAGAGGGUUCAUUCGACAUCAAACUAGUAGAUGAGAACCUGGUAAUGUACAAGCGAGAAUUGGAGGAUGUUAGCACAAUUGUGGUGAUUCUGAACUUUCACAAAACAGCCCGCACGGUGAACUUGUCCGAAGUGUUCACAACAUCGGACUUACCACUGGAAUUUGAAAUCAUCACUUCAUCUUUGCAGACCAAUUAUGUGGAUGGCUCAAUUCUGGAUUACGAUCAAAUAAUGCUACCGGCUGACGCAGGCAUUGUUUUAGAAGGAAGUUUGAAAAAUAAUCCUUAAAUUGGACAUGUAUUUAUUCGAUAAACAAAUUAUAUUUUUUUUUGUUCUGCGUGUUUA